Molecule: messenger RNA, 4800 nt
Organism: Dromiciops gliroides (monito del monte)
Lineage: Eukaryota; Metazoa; Chordata; Mammalia; Microbiotheria; Microbiotheriidae
Gene: CEP120
Product: centrosomal protein 120
Exons: 21
Coding region: 165-2978 (937 amino acids)
Biological process (GO): positive regulation of centriole elongation; centrosome cycle; interkinetic nuclear migration
Cellular component (GO): centrosome; centriole
Source: RefSeq, a predicted model, not a curated record
UAGCCCCCGCUAAUCUCAUCUCUAUUGUCUUUUGUCCUCCAGCUUCCCUCUUGGGACGCUAGGCCCGGCGGCCCUGUUGCUAGGCGGAAGCGAGGCGGUUUCAGAAGCAGCGACGGCGGGAUAGACGGCGGGACUCCUGCCGGGAGGUUUGAAAAGCGGCAAAAAUGGUCUCCAAGUCGGACCAGCUGUUGAUCGUGGUCUCCAUCCUGGAAGGACGUCAUUUUCCUAAGCGUGCAAAACACAUGCUCGUAGUAGAAGCAAAGUUUGAUGGAGAACAGUUGGCUACUGAUCCUGUGGACCACACUGACCAACCAGAAUUUGCCACUGAAUUAGCUUGGGAAAUAGAUAGAAAAGCACUUCAUCAGCACAGGUUGCAGCGCACACCUAUCAAGCUCCAGUGUUUUGCUUUGGAUUCUUUAUCUACCGCUAAAGAAUCCAUUGGGUACAUUGUUCUAGACUUAAGAACUGCCCAAGAAACAAAGCAGGCACCAAAGUGGUAUGCAUUGCUGAGUAACAAAUACACAAAAUUUAAAUCUGAGAUACAGAUAAGCAUUGCUUUGGAAACAGACACAAAAGCACCAGUAGAUGGUUUUAAAGCAAAGGAGGCACCACCUAGAGAAGGAAAAGUACCUGUUGGGUUAUCUGGAAUUGAUCCCAAGAAAAUUGUAGCAGUCUUGAAUGAAGAAGAAGGCUAUCAUCAGAUUGGACCAGUAGAAUAUUGCAGAGACUUCUUUGUUAUGUCAGUUACUAUAGCGUUUGCCACACAGUUGGAGCAGUUAAUUCCAUGUACAAUGAAACUUCCAGAGAGACAACCUGAGUUUUUCUUUUAUUAUUCGCUACUGGGAAAUGAUGUUACAAAUGAACCCUUCAAUGACUUAAUAAACCCGGAUUUUGAGCCAGAGAGAGCAUCUGUUCGAAUCCGUAGCAGUGUUGAAGUACUUCGUAUUUAUUUCUCUUUUCAUUCUAAACUACAGAUUCAUCUUUGCUGUGGAGACCAAUCACUUGGAAGCACAGAAGUUCCACUAACUGGAUUGUUGAAGAAGGGAAGUACAGACAUCAAUCAGCGCCCUGUAGCAGUUGAAGGUGCUUUUACCCUUGACCCACCAAACAGAGCCAAACAAAAACUUCCCCCUAUUCCAUUGGAGUUGGUGCCUACUGUAGGAGUAUCGGUGGCUUUACAAAGAGAAGGCAUAAAUGCCCAGCCUUUAGUUGAAUUCAAGACCCAAUGUGAGCAAGAGCACUCAAAGAAGAGAGUUUUAACACCUAUACAGGAGAAGCCAUUGGCUGAAGAAAAGUCACCAACUCCUCAAUCAUCUAUUCAACUUCAGAAUCACCAGUCACCACCAACUAAAGAUGAUGCAACAGAAAGUGAAGUAGAAAGUUUACAGUAUGACAAGGACACAAAAGUAAAUCAAAAGGCCUUGAAUCCUCCUACAUCAGUUUCUCAAGCUCAUCUAGUGACCACAUCCAGUGCUUCUGAGAUUACUUCAGGACAAAAGAUUGCUGUCCCAGCAUCAUCACAUCAUUUUUGCUUUUCAAUAGAUUUAAGGAGUAUCCAUGACCUAGAAGUUGACUUUCCAGUCAAUUGUAUGUUAAGGUAUUCCUAUCCGUUCUUUGGAAGUGCUGCUCCUAUCAUGACUAAUCCACCUGUAGAAGUUCGAAAAAAUAUGGAAGUUUUUCUUCCCCAGUCUUACUGUGCAUUUGAUUUUGCUACUUUGCCUCAUCAACUCCAAGAUACCUUCUUGAGGUUACCUCUGCUUGUUGAACUGUGGCAUAAGGACAAAAUGGCCAAAGACUUACUUCUAGGAAUUGCAAGAAUUCAGCUUUCAAAUGUCUUAUCUUUAGAAAAAACCCGAUUUUUAGGUGCUCAUGGUGAACAGUGUUGGCGUCAAACUUAUAGUGAAAAAGUUCCUGUUACAGCAGCACAAGGGAUAAAUAACAGGAUAGCAGAUCUUUCUUAUACAUUGACUCUAGAAGACCAUGGACUUGUGAAAAUACGUGAAAUACUGAUAUCUGACCCAUCCCAGGGUUUAGCUGCAAUGCAACAGAAGCCACUUUCUCCUCAAGCACUUUGUGUUACAGAAACACAGGCAGAACCCCGAGAAACUCUAGAAUACAAAGCAGCGCUGGAGUUAGAAAUGUGGAAAGAAAUGCAAGAAGACCUUUUUGAAAAUCAGCUGAAAAAGAGGGAACUAGCUCACAUGCAGGCUCUUGCAGAAGAAUGGAAGAAAAGGGAUAGAGAAAGAGAAUCAUUAGUAAAGAAGAAGGUAGCAGAAUACACUAUUUUGGAAGGAAAACUUCAGAAAACUUUAAUUGACUUAGAAAAGCGUGAACAACAGCUUUCCAAUGCAGAAUCAGAGCUUCAAAGAAAGAAGAAAGAGCUGCACUUGGACCAUGAAAGAAACCUUCAGGAACUUCAGGAUUCUAUCCGAAGAAUCAAAGAGGAAUGUGCUCAUCAGGUAGAGCUGGAGACAUCAAAGAUGAAACAAUUGGAAGGAGAAAAGCAACGACUUCAGCAGCAGCUUUAUGAUUCUGAAAUUAAGUAUAAAACUUUGGAAAAAGAAUUCCAGCAUUUCAAGGACCAACAAAACAGCAAGCCAGAAAUCCGUCUGCAGUCAGAAAUAAAUCUUCUCACGCUGGAAAAGGUUGAACUUGAAAGAAAGUUGGAAUCAGCAACUAAGUCUAAACUACAUUACAAGCAGCAAUGGAGUAGAGCUCUGAAAGAACUUGCAAGAUUAAAGCAGCGUGAGCAAGAGAGUCAAAUGGCCCGUCUUAAAAAACAACAGGAAGAGCUAGAACACAUGAGAUUACGUUAUCUGGCAGCAGAAGAGAAAGACACAAUGAAAACAGAGCGACAAGAACUAUUAGAUAUAAGAAAUGAACUCAAUAGGUUAAGGAAACAAGACUCAGAACAGUUCCAGAAUUCCCAGAGAAGAUUGCAAGUGGAAAAAUGGAAGUCUGGGUGGAAAAGCUUUUGAAGAAGAUUGGAUGAUUAUCUGACUCGCCUUAUAGAAGAAAGAGAUACUUUGAUGAGAACGGGUGUGUAUAAUCAUGAGGAUCGGAUAAUAAGUGAACUUGACCGUCAGAUCAGAGGAAGCUUUGGCCAAAAGCAGUACCAGUAAUUAAUAACAUUUGGAAAAUCUUUACUAAGACUUUGAAUCUGAGUUCUAAUUUCAUUGUAAAACUCUGAAAGCAGGAAAAUAUUUAAAAAGCUGUUUUCUUUUUUUCUAUCUGUGAAAAGAUUUUUUGUUAUUAUAUAUUAUUUAUUUGGUUUUUAUUUACUUUAAAUCUAUUCUACUCUCCUUACACUGGUUUUAUUUGUAAUUUCUUUUUAUAUACUCACUCACUAAGCAACUUUUCAGUGUUUCUCAUAAUCUAUCAUUUGAUGGCUAACUUUCAAAAUAGCUUUUCACUAAAUUUGUCUAGGGAAAGAUGACUGCAGUAAUUCCCAGUGACAUAAUUUUAUACAUUGAGCCAACAAAAUAUAUGUUGCACUUUAUAAAUGCUGUGUCCUGUUACAUAUAUGUAAAUAUCUUAAAGUUGAGACCAAUUAUAAAUGUAAUAAGUUUUAUUUUAAUUCUUUUUAGACAGUAUGCCUUCUUUUCUGCAGAUGUGUAACAGUUGCAGAUAAUGUCUUUAAGCAGGAAGCGGUAUGUUCAAUACAGAGAAGCCAUGUUCAGUAAUAGGCAGCAAAAUAAUAAAUACCCUAACAGCGUAUUUGUUUUAAUACAAUUUAAAAAGGGUUUUUUGGGGGGGCGGGGGUGUUACAAGAUCCAUUGAAUUCAUGUUCACAUUUUUGAAGUCUUAUCCUUUUAGCAAAACCUCUUGAUACUUGUCUUUUCUUCCAGACCCAUUUACGAAAUGGAGGUAUUUUCUCUUAGAAUUAGAGAUAUUCCCUUAUUUCAGUAAUAGUGAUAUACUAGUGCAAAUCCUUUGUUCCUCAGUGGGGAAACAGACAUUUUAAAGGCUUCAGCUGAGAAAAUAAAUGAAUGACAAUUGAUACUAAUUUUUCCCCUCCAUUUUAUCCUUUUUUUUUUUUAAGGAAAUGAAAAUAAUUUGUGGGACUUCUCUAUAGUGCCAAGUCUAUAAAAUUCCAAGUGUUUCUUUCUGUUGUUUUCUUCAGAGCCAGGCAUUGUACUGAUUCAGAACUCUUUAAGUUUUAGUUCCCAGAGCAACAUUUUUCACCUCCUUUUUACAAUAUAUUUUAUCAGUGUACUCAAAAUUUUUAUAGCAAAUUCAUUAUUUAGGUCAGUUUUAUAAAUUUCAAAAUGGGGCAAUUUGAAAUUUUGACCUUUUGAAGAAGGAUAGUCUACUUACUAAUAACCCCCAUAAAGUCAUUAUAGAGUAUUUUGAAGAUAACCUAAAUUUCUUUUUUUGGGAUAGGAGUGUGGAACUUCUUAAAAAGGAUUAUUACAGUUUUUAUUUUUUGGACAAAGUGCUAGUCAUCUAAAAACAACAUGACAGUAAAUGUAAAGGUAUGAAAAUAAUGAAUAAGGGGAUGGUGAAUAUAUGUCAUAGGAUUUUAAAAUAUUAAUUAUGGUUGUAUAUUUUCUGAUUGAUUUUGUGCCACUUGAAUAGAAUUGUAAUCUUUGUGUGACUUUGAAGGAAAACUUUUUGAAAAUAUUGUCACAAUAUGUGUGCACUGAAUGUGACAGUUUUCAAACACUAGAGGGGGGCCUAAGAAAAAAGGAUAUUCUAAAAUGAGUGUGUGGUUUACUUUGCCUGAGGGAAAGUGAUGUUAUUUUUUUCUAUGUAAUUUAACAAAUAAAAUCAGAAUUUUAUGCACUUUUGAAUUUUUAA